Toxotes jaculatrix (banded archerfish) is the source of this 7766-nucleotide messenger RNA. Its product is annotated as beta/gamma crystallin domain-containing protein 1-like. The transcript is spliced from 23 exons. Lineage: Eukaryota; Metazoa; Chordata; Actinopteri; Toxotidae. The record is from RefSeq and is a predicted model, not a curated record. Bases 218 to 7438 code for a protein of 2406 amino acids.
AGAACUUCAACAGCACGCAUAUCACCGAUGCCACAGUCUACCGCAGUCCUGUAGUUGUGGAUGCUUUGCUGGAUGCGAGAAGGAGUAAACACACCAUGUUCAUCCGUUAGACAUGCAUCUUAGUGCUGAUCUUAAUCUGUACAAACUACAUGUUGGAGGGGGGCGAAAAGUUUUCUUCUAUGUCUAAUUAAGGGAGUUUUUGUUGUAAGCCAAAAUCAUGUUCACAACCUACAUAAAGAGUCUGAAUGAUAUGGUAUUUUCUACGUCUGAGAGCCCCGAGGAGCAGCCAAGUACUGGGGUCUUGGGUCGUAUUGGGAGCUGGUUCUCGCCAUGGAAGGGAAAGAGUCCAAAGAGUCCUACUGAAAAUGUUUCCCCAACUAGUGAUCAGGCUCUUAAAUCAGAGGGAGACGAGGAAAGUGAGGAGUCUGUGAGACCCCAGGCUGGGGAACAACAGUUGGAGGAGGAGAAGGAACACAGCUCCAAUCCCAAUCCACUUGGUCUCUCCAGAGACAGUUUUCUCUGUGAAGAGAAGGACGCCACGCAGUCUGCCCACAGACACGGCUCCGUUGUGAGCAGCACUGAGACAGGAGAAGGAGGUCCAAAAGAGGAGGAGUUUGUGGAGUGCAGGAAGAGGAGAGCAGGGCAGGGCAAGGAGAGGGAGGAGAGCAGCAACGGUACUUCAGCGAGCGGGAAUCCUGACAAGAAUGCCAGUCAUCUGACACAUCAGUCUCCCUCUUCUAAACUGGGAGUGGUAUGGGACUCUGACCAGGCCCACACCCAGCCUCAGGCCCAGAGACAAGCACAGGCCCAGGCGGGCAAGAGACUCCGUGUGUACCUGGAAGAGACCAGUGUGAUUCACUGCGGCCCAGACACUUGUGCUGGACAGGAAGUUGUCCGCACUGAAGUCACAAAAAAUCUACAGGUCCUCCCAAAGGCAAAGUCAUCUCCAAGUUCUGACUUUUCAAAGGGCUCAAAUUCAGCAAGUGCAGAGAACAAAAGGACAAAUGUUAGGCCUGUGGUUGGGGCACAGAGUUAUUACAGUGCUCUAGUGGGAGUGUCACUGAAAUCACACAAAGACUCACAGUUAGAGACUGAACCUGAUAAAGAACAAACAGAGGCGGACAGCAUGGGGCGUAAAAAUGCAGCCAGAAGGAAAUACAGGAAGAACUCUCAGGGAGAUGGAGGGAACAGCCCCCAGGAAAAAAUGCCUCCUAAUGCUCAACCUGUCUCAGAGGGAUUCCCUCCAUCAGAUAACUCAGUGACCAGUCCUCAGGGCAAAAGUCCAAAAACUCACACUGGAGAGUCGUUGGUAAACUCCUCCUCCAAGCACAACCCCACCUCUCAGGCCUCACCUGAAGGAGGGGAAAGUGAGACUUCCUGUCCUGAUACGGUCAAGAAAUUGGACAACUUCCAGGAUUCAGACUCAGUCACUGCAGACACUCCGGAGUGUGUGGUUGAUGGGGGUGCAGACAUGGAGGACGAUGACAGCCUUUACAAAGUAGAAAGGAAGACAGAGACACCAGAGUCCAAACGCAGGAGUAUUAAGGUUUCUCGGAGUGAGCUGAAGCUCUUUACAAAGUAUGUGCCUUUGAAGCCUGUGCAAAGUCCAGUGGAAGACAACCAGGAUUAUAAAUCAGCGAUAAAGAGUACCAAAGGAGAAAAGGAUGAGCCCAAAACAGAGACUGAUGCAAGACCACAAGACUUGAAGAAACGCGAUGAGGAGCCUAAACCAGUCCUUGGCCGGAUUGCAGAUAAAAUCAGCCUCUUUGAGCAGGCGGUGGGGGCCCACAAGAAGACCUUCCAAACCCCGAGAAGUGCUGAUGUCUCUCCAGCCAGGAAAACCACUGAGAGGCUGAAGGCAGAUUUUGAGUUGUCAGACCAGAGGUCAAGAUCAGUCGAACGUUACGGCAGGUCAAACAGAUCCAGCUCUGCGUCACCUGUGGGGGAGAAAGCGAUGACGAUUAAGGAGCGAGUAAGGAACUUUACAAAAGCAUCUAAAUCAGAGGCUAAGCCAACACUGCCUCAAAAGCCAGCCAUGACAGGAAUGUCGCAAAAAUCCACAUUGUCUGUGGCAGUUGCUGCAUCUGAGUUGCCAGAACUGGACAGUCAGGGUAAACUGGAUACUAAAGAGCAGACACAAACAACAGCAAUGUCAGAGAUAACAUUAAAACCAGAUGGACAAGAUACCGCUGCGGUAGGGGUAAAGAUUUCCACUCCAAAAGAACAACCGACAGACUCCAAAACAACAGACACAGUGGCCUUGAACGUAGCAGAUCAGGGUACGAAACCUAACAGCGUUGAAUCAGACGUCCCAGCUAAAGGAACAGGUGGCUCUGAAAUUACUAGUAACAUUAGUCCACAGUCCAAAGGCCCUAGCAGGACAGGCUCCCGCUCUAAGAGAAGGAAAAAUAAAGAGCCUACCAGUCCCAUCAGCCUAAAUAGUGAAAACAAACCUACAAGUAAGCCAGAGGUCACUGCUAUAAAACAAGAGCGGGUGGAUGAUACAGUGGAGAUUGUCUCUGCAUCCAAACAGCUCACAGACAAAGUCUCAUUUUCAUCUGAUAAAGCCCAAGGAAAUACAUCAGAAAAACAGUCUAAUAGCAAGGAGAAGACUUUAAAAAGGGAAUUGGAUGUGUCAGAAAAACAGAAGAAACAGUUAGAUUCCUCAUUUAAAAAGGACAAUAUUGACAAACCAGUUAACAUUCAGGAGGGAUUGCCUGAGCCAUCUGUCAACAAAGAUGAACCUGAUACUGCUGCUUGUAACAGUGGAACAAAGAGGCCCAUUGACCAGGAUCCUGUUAUUUUAUCCCAAAAGGAGGAAAAGGCAGGGGGACACAGCCUGGUGUUCACAGAGGAGAGAGAAGAAGCCUCGAAGGACAACAGAGAAACUUCAGCGUCCUGCCCCUCACCUGCUGCUCCUUCAGUGAAGACUCCUUUUGUGGAGCAGGAGUCACCCAUUGAACGCCCCACAUUAGAUAAAGAAUUGUCAGUGCAACCCGAAUCAAAAAGUAAAGGAAAGGAAAGGCAGCCCUGCAAAAAAGACAAAGUGCAAAAAUUGCAACCUCAAAACAAGGACACAGAACUGCUAAAUCUAGUUGAGAGUAAGGAUGUGGAGAAACUGGAAAAGCCAGGGAGUGAAAAAACAAAUCAGAUGGAGAAGAAAGGCAAAGAAAAACCACAGCAGCUCCUGCAUUCAGAUAAAAAUACCACAAAUGGCAAGGUUUCAGACAGUGGACAAGGUAUCUCAGGGACAGAGGGAAGUGUUGCUAAAGAUGAUCAAAGAAAAAAUGCAGAAAGAAAAGAGGAGACAAAGCACAUUAAAGACACAACAAAUCCAGAAGCCAACCAACCAGAAUCGACCUCUCAGUCUUCAGAAAAGCCCAGCGGAUCAUCAGAGGACCUCUCUGCACAAACACAACAUGUCAGUCAGACGGCGACUACACAUCCAGAAAAAGCUGCUAUUUGUGCUGUCACCCAGACUAAUGAGGCUGUGAGUCGGGCUGAGAGUGAUAAAGGGCCUUCAAAGGGAGAGACGACAACAAAUGUGCCUCUUGAGUUGCGGACAAUGUCUACAGAAAGCUCUGGAACAGAAACUGAGACAGUGGUGAUUGCAGCAGAACCACAGCCUAAUUCUGUAUCAGUGGAAAAAAUGGAGAAUUCACCCGAUGACUCACAUACACAUGGAGCUAAUGAUGCUGAGCUCUCCAGCUCAAAGCCUAUUACCAAAGCAACUACAGUAGCUGAGGAAGUGACUGUAAAAGCAACUAAUGACAGUCCAGCACUGAUAACUGCACAGACUGACAAUAUGGCAGAGAAAGAAUCAUCUCUUAAAGAGCCUUCUCCUGUCUCUAAAUCUGCAAGCAGCCAAGGAGCAGGGCAGGAUGAUGGGAAAAAAGGUUCAGCUUUCAUAACAGUGCCCUCAGAAGACAAAAUCUCAGAAGACAUAAUGGGACUGUCUCCUAGCCCUUCUGAUAGCAAUACUUCUAAAUCCACAGCUAAUGUCAUAGAGAAGACUGCUGAGAAAACAGUGGAUGCACUUCCACCCGUUGCCAAUGGCGACAUUUCUGCACAGCCACAACUCCUCACGGUCAGAAAGGAACCGGUCAGUAAUAAGCCAAGUCAAACUCCAAAAGCACCCACGUCCCCAGAGGCCAAUAAACUGAUCCCAGACUCAAUCCAGCGUUCAUCCAUGAAGAAGUUCCAAUUGCCACUGGGGCUAAGCAAAGAUGAUUCUGCAAAACGGCAGGACGCCCCCUCUAGCUGGCUGGAUGUGGACUUUCCGAAACGGAAACUUAAAGCCCCAGAACCCAAACUAAGCUCAUCCGGGAGUGAGAGCAAUCUUCUGGACACUUCUGGUGAACUCGAUGAUGACAAUUUCAUUGAGAAAAUCAAGAAACUUUGUGCGCCUUUCUCCCUCCCACCACGUAAACACAACCAACUUCGGCCACCUCAGCCCCCCUUUGCCAUGCCGGCUAUCAAGGAGGACCACUUUGAGAAGACAUUUGACCCUGAGGAGUUUAAGUUUGGCUUGAGGAAGAAGAAUAAGUUCACCUUAGACACAACCCCGAGUCUCCUAGCCAAACUCCAGAGCACAGAGACUAAAUCUAACCUGAAGCCUGCAAGGGCUAGUUUGGCUGAUAGAAGCAUGCUGCUCAGUAGCUUCGACACUGAUUCUCGGGUCAGGGAUAAAACCCCAGUCAAGGAUGAGGUUGACAUCAAGGAGGAGAAGGACGAUAAGAUCAAGGUGAAGUCUCGCUUGGAGGGGAGCUGUGUUCUCAGCGGUCUCUCCUCCAGCUUUAGAGGGAAGAGGAAUGGAGUUCAAACACAGGCAGAAGGCACCAGCUCUGGUGAUGUGUCACCUAGCAAAGCCCUCCGGCUAAGCCCUCCACCUUUAUCCCAGCCACCCCCAGCAAGCCCAACAGCCACAGCUCCAGUUAAAGACACACUGGAGAAGCAGAGCUCUGCCCUGAACGACAGAGAGGAAACUCCGGCUGUGGAGGCUGUGGUCAGUGACUCAGGUCCUCCACUUCCUUCAUUUAACGACAUUAAGCUGCCGGACUAUUUAGAGAAGUACCUCCCCCGAGAACCAGCAAAAGCAGUGCAAAGCACACAAGGACAAGAGCAAGUCAAUACAAAGGUUAUUGGGAAAAUGACAACUCUGGUUCCCGGAGGUGAAGCAGACCUUGCUGUAAAGCCAGGUCUGGUGCUUCCUGAUGCUGUGCCUCAGUGUUUCCCUGGGAUUCCUUCAACAACACAUCCAACACUCCCUGUGCAGCCCCCGGCUCAGCCACAGGAGAUACUUACUAAUCAUACAAGAGCUGCCAAAGAAUUUCACAAGCGCCCUGGAAAGAUGGUGUUGUUUGAGAAAACUGAGUUCAGUGGCCAAGCGUAUGAGAUUUACAGGGAUGUAGCAGAUGCUACGUCUCUGCAGUUUUCACCUGUCAUAUCCGUGAAGGUUGUUAGAGGAUGCUGGGUGCUCUACGAGAAGCCCGACUUCCAGGGACGCUCAAUCGCCUUGGAGGAGGGGGGAAUAGAAUUGACAAAUAUGUGGGCGGAGCCUGGUUUGGAGACAGAAUCAAACAACAACCGACCAAUGACAAUUGGCUCUAUUCGACUUGCUGUCUGGGAUUACAGCAUACCCCACAUUGAUCUGUUUACUGAACCAGAGGGCCACGGAAGAGUAACACCUUACCACUACGACACAAUAGAGACGGGCUCAUUUGGCAUCCCACUGAGCACUGCUUCAAUUCAAGUGCACUCUGGGGUGUGGCUGGUGUUCAGUGACCCAGGGUUCCAGGGUUUGCUAGCUGUACUGGAGACAGGGGUGUACCCUUUUCCUGAGACCUGGGGCUUUCCAUCACCCUUUGUGGGAUCUCUCAGACCACUAAAAAUGGGUGGUAUCAAAGUGGAGAAUCCGAAUGAAGUCAAGGCUGUGGUGUAUGAAAAGCCUGGCUUUGAGGGCUCCUGUUUGGAGAUCGACAGUGAUGUGUUCAGCUUUUGUGAGAGUGAAGGAGACGUUGCCACAGACAGUGCAAAUCUCAACUCAAAGACACUGAAGUCUGUGGGUUCUUUAAAGAUCAUUGGAGGACUGUGGGUGGGCUACAGCCAGCCUGGGUUUGAGGGCCAACAGCACAUCCUGGAGGAAGGAGAGUACCUGGACUGCAGCGACUGGGGAGGCUCAGGACAGCUCCUGUCACUGCGACCAAUACUGGCUGAUUUCCUGUCUCCACACCUCAAAAUGUUCACCGACAGAGAUUUUGGCAAGCUGGGAGUGAACAUUGACCUCACGGUGCCUGUUAUUAACAUGGAUGACACAGGCUACGGCAUGAAGACACAGUCUAUUGAUGUCAUCGGUGGCGUCUGGGUAGUGUUUGAAGAGCCAGGCUUUUGUGGUGAGUCCUACCUCCUGGAGAAAGGCCUGUAUGGGAGCCCAGAGGACUGGGGUGCGCUGCAGCCCAGAGUUGCCUCAGUGAUGCCUGUCAUGCUGGACGAUUUUGAGAACUCUGCCAAGUUUAAGGUGCAGCUUUUCUCUGAUCCGGGUUUUCAAGGCGCUGUCCUUACGCUGGAGGACAAUGUGGCCUCCCUGCAGGACAACUUCUCUGUGGCCUCUUGUAGGGUUCUGGCUGGCAGCUGGCUGGCAUUUGAGGGCCAGGACUUCACGGGCAGGAUGUAUGUGUUAGAAGUGGGGAACUACCCGGAUCUGAGAGCAAUGGGCUGUGCUAACACGAGCUCAUCCAUUCUGUCACUACAGACUGUUGGCUUUGAGUUCUCGCUGCCUUCUAUCACUCUUUUUGAGCGCUGCGGUCUGCGGGGGAAGAGGGUAGUUCUGACAGACGGAUCAGUCAACCUUCAGCUGGCUGGAGGCUGUAGCAGACUCCAGUCUGUGCUAGUGGAAGGAGGCAUGUGGGUAUUGUAUGAGGGAAUCAACUAUCGCGGUGCUCAGAUUUUGUUGAAACCUGGUGAGAUUCUCGACUGGCGCAAGUUCAGCGACUGGCAAAAAAUUGGGUCCUUGCGCCCUCUUAUACAGAAACAAGUGCACUUCCGUGUAAGGAACAGGCACACAGGGCUCAUGAUGUCAGUGACCGGCGAUUUAGAUGAGGUCAAACUGCUGCGGAUACAAGAAACCGAGGAGACGGAUGGACUCGAGCAGAUCUGGUUCUACCAGAAUGGACAUCUGCACUGCAAGCUGCUGGAGGAGUGCUGCCUCAGUCCCAGUGGUAGUCUGACCAUGGCGGGAAGCCGUGUGGGUCUCACACCAGAGCCAGACAACCACUUCCAUCUCUGGAGUAUCACCCCUGAGGGCUUUAUCUGCUACACCCCCUCCCCCAAUCUGGUCCUGGAAGUCAAAGGGGGCCAUCACUAUGACAAAAACCAAUUAAUUCUGAACUCACUUGACCCAAAUAAGCCCCAACAAAGGUGGAAUGUGGAGGUUAUCUGAAAACACUCGAGCUGCUGAACUGGAUCCUAACAUUAUCAGAGACACAGCCCUGCCAAAGGCCCUGCUAUGCAGGUGAAUGACAAGCGCUCAAGGACGAAGAACGUCAUUGGAGAUGCUAAACCUUUGCUGCAGAAGAACUGUAAAAUUUUCCAAUGUGGAGGACAACAUGGAGAGCUAUGGCUAAACCCGUAAGAAUGUACGACUACCCACCAAACAUGCAAAUAGUGGAGUCUGAAUUUGUAAUACGUAAUAUUUUACACUUCUAGUAAUAUUUCCAAAGGUUUGUAUUUUAUCUUUUCGUUGAAUAAAUAUGUUUCAAUAUGCUGGA